CCCUCCCUGCCCCUCUCCGCGGCCGCCGUGGGGCCGGGCGGGCGGCGGGGGAGGCGCCGAGCCGGGACUGCGCGUUCGCCCGCCGCGCUCUGGGCGGCCCGACUGAGCGGCCGGACCUCGCGCCUCGCGCCUUGCUCCCCGCGCCGCAGCCGCAGCCGGCUUUUGUUGUCUCCGCCUCCUCGGCUGCCGCUGCCUCUGGACCACGAGCGGCGCGCGCUGGGACCUUGGCUCUGCCCUUCGUGCACACUGGGCUGAACCGGCCGGCCGGGACCGAGGGAGGCGCGCACGGGCGGCCAGGGAGCCGCGGGCCCCGCCAUGGAGCUCCGGGCCCGAGGCUGGUGGCUGCUGUGCGCGGCCGCCGCGCUGGUCGCCUGCGCCCGCGGGGACCCCGCCAGCAAGAGCCGGAGCUGCAGCGAAGUCCGCCAGAUCUACGGGGCUAAGGGCUUUAGCCUGAGCGAUGUGCCCCAGGCAGAGAUCUCGGGUGAGCACCUGCGGAUCUGCCCCCAGGGUUACACUUGCUGUACCAGUGAGAUGGAGGAGAACCUGGCCAACCACAGCCGGAUGGAGCUGGAGACCGCACUCCGUGACAGCAGUCGUGCCCUGCAGGCAACACUGGCCACCCAGCUGCAUGGCAUCGACGACCACUUCCAGCGCCUGCUGAAUGACUCGGAGCGCACGCUGCAGGAUGCCUUCCCUGGGGCCUUUGGGGACCUGUAUACACAGAACGCUCGGGCCUUCCGGGACCUGUAUGCUGAGCUGCGCCUCUACUACCGCGGGGCCAACUUGCACCUUGAGGAGACGCUGGCCGAGUUCUGGGCACGGCUGCUGGAGCGCCUCUUCAAGCAGCUGCACCCCCAGCUGCUGUCUGACGACUACAUGGACUGCCUGGGCAAGCAGGCGGAGGCGCUGAGGCCGUUUGGGGAUGCCCCUCGGGAACUGCGCCUGCGGGCCACCCGUGCAUUUGUGGCAGCACGCUCCUUCGUGCAGGGCCUGGGUGUGGCCAGUGACGUAGUCAGGAAGGUGGCCCAGGUACCUCUGGCCCCAGAAUGUUCUCGGGCCAUCAUGAAGUUGGUCUACUGUGCCCAUUGCCGGGGAGUCCCUGGUGCCCGGCCCUGCCCCGACUAUUGCCGAAAUGUGCUCAAAGGCUGCCUUGCCAACCAGGCCGACCUGGAUGCCGAGUGGAGGAACCUCCUGGACUCCAUGGUGCUCAUCACUGACAAGUUCUGGGGCCCGUCGGGUGCGGAGACCGUCAUUGGCAAUGUGCACAUAUGGCUGGCGGAGGCCAUCAACGCCCUCCAGGACAACAAGGACACACUCACAACUAAGGUGAUCCAGGGCUGCGGAAACCCCAAGGUCAAUUCCCCUGGCUCGGGGCCUGAGGAGAAACGUCGCCGUGGCAAACUGGCACUGCAGGAGAAGCCCUCCACAGGUACUCUGGAAAAGCUGGUCUCUGAGGCCAAGGCCCAGCUCCGAGACAUUCAGGACUUCUGGAUCAGCCUCCCGGGGACACUGUGUGCUGAGAAGAUGGCCAUGAGUCCCGCCAGUGAUGACCGCUGCUGGAAUGGGAUAUCCAAGGGCCGGUACCUACCUGAGGUGAUGGGUGAUGGACUGGCCAACCAGAUCAACAACCCUGAAGUGGAGGUGGACAUCACCAAGCCCGAUAUGACCAUCCGGCAGCAAAUCAUGCAGCUCAAGAUCAUGACCAACCGCUUACGUGGCGCCUAUGGCGGCAAUGACGUGGACUUCCAGGAUGCCAGUGAUGACGGCAGUGGCUCCGGCAGCGGUGGCGGAUGCCCAGAUGACACCUGUGGCCGGAGGGUCAGCAAGAAGAGCUCCAGCUCCCGGACCCCCUUGACCCAUGCCCUCCCCGGCCUGUCAGAACAGGAGGGACAGAAGACCUCAGCUGCCACCUGCCCAGAGCCCCACAGCUUCUUCAUGUUCUUCCUCUUCACCUUGGUCCUUGCUGCAGCCAGGCCCAGGUGGCGGUAACUGACCCCAGCCCCAAGGACUGUCUUGGCCAAAACAUGCAACAGACCGUAUUUAAUUCCCUUGGCCUUCGAGGUCCAGGGCAGGAUAAGGAGACAGUAGUUCUGAGUGCUGGGGCAGGGUGCAUGGGGUCCUGGCCUCCUGGGUCUGGCCGCGCCUGUCACCCUAGCUUUUAAUUUUGUAUCAGGUCAUCUGCGAGCCAGUGUCCCCAAAAGCCAUGUAUUUCAGGGACCUCAGGGGCACCGCUGGCUGCACACUCCUCCCCUAUCCUCCUGCACCACCCCAGAAGCUCACGAGGCCAACCAGAAGGGUGGCUGUUAGCUACAACCCAUCGGAGACCUCAAGUGAGCCUGUGCCUUCCUCUCCUGCCUCUUCCCACUGGGGACUCCCCUCCAGACCCCAUGGGCCACAGAUGUCAGAAAUUGAGGCCCAUCCCGCAGCGCCCCAGGAAGCCUGCAAGGGAUGCCAGUGUGUCGCUGACCAGGCUCUGGCAGGGCCUUCAAGUUUAUGCAUGAUAACUUCUACUCAGAAGCUCUGCAGCCAGGAUCCCCACACACACCAGACCAGGACCCUGGGCCAUGGCAGAGCUCAGUGAAUCUGGUUCUCAAAAAAGACCCAUGGUGGGGUUCCUCUAGUGUGACAUAGGUGAGGUAGCAGCUGGCAAGGCCACACUAGGCUCAACUCUGCCACCCCGUUUUGAGGGUAUGUUCCACCUCCUCAGAUGGGCUCGCAAAGACUGGCCUUGGGCGGGGGGGUCCACAUGAGGAGCCUCACUUCAGGGGAACAGCCAGCCACAUCUAGCCCCUAUCCCACGUAGGUCACCUGGCCACAGGGAUGCUGGGUGGCUGGUGAAACUUCAGCUCAGGGUCAAUGGGACCUGGCACUGCGGGUCAAGAGGAUGCCUGGGCCCCUUCCUGACCCAGGCAGCUCUGCAGGAGCUGGGGGAGCAUUGACAGUCAAGGGCUUUUACAGACGUGCACAUGCAGACCCUCAGUGUCCUUGUCCACUGAGUGCUACAUCUCAGUCUUCCUUGACAGCACUGGAGAGGCUCAGGGCACCACUUGGAGUCUGGUAUCUUCCUGUAGCCUUGAGACCUGGGAGCACCUGGCUUACCAAGGCUGUCAAAGCUCCAUCUUCCCUUCCAGGGCCUUGGGGAUGCUGAGUUGCUAUAUCCAGGAAAACAGUAGUCCUGACAUGCAGAAGGCCUGGAAAAAGGCUGCUUACCGCUUUUUUUUUUUUCCCUUUCUUUUUGUCACUGGGUUAGAGAGGCUACCGCCAGCACAUCACCAAGGCCUACCCAGUAGUUGGGUCCCCUGCCUGAUCCAGGAGGGGUAUUCUCCAUAGUUGGUCUGUGGAUUUGUUGGGCCUAUGCCCUGAGCACACUCACCCAGCACCGCCCUGCUAGUGCUACUCAGGCAAGGGCACCGGGAGCCAGACCUGGGCUCUGGGAUGAGUGCCUGGGUGUCAGGACAGCCAGCAUAGUGGCCAGGCUACUGUGUUCCUUUCUCCAUGAGGCUCCCUGUCACUCGGUGCCACUGGGUAAUGUGUGUUCUUUGAGUCCUUGUAUGAAUUAAAGGCUGGAGACCUACAGUGGA
Molecule: messenger RNA, 3581 nt
Organism: Apodemus sylvaticus (European woodmouse)
Lineage: Eukaryota; Metazoa; Chordata; Mammalia; Rodentia; Muridae
Gene: Gpc1
Product: glypican 1
Exons: 9
Coding region: 316-1989 (557 amino acids)
Biological process (GO): cell migration; negative regulation of fibroblast growth factor receptor signaling pathway; regulation of protein localization to membrane
Cellular component (GO): extracellular region; cell surface; plasma membrane
Molecular function (GO): fibroblast growth factor binding
Source: RefSeq, a predicted model, not a curated record